This is a messenger RNA of Letharia columbiana, 159 nucleotides long. RefSeq lists its product as uncharacterized. The coding region runs from base 1 to 159 and encodes 52 amino acids. The record is from RefSeq and is a predicted model, not a curated record. Lineage: Eukaryota; Fungi; Ascomycota; Lecanoromycetes; Lecanorales; Parmeliaceae. The transcript has a single exon.
AUGAGGGAAAUGUUUUCAUACAUGAGUGAGCAAAAGGACGGCUAUGAAUUUAUUGUCUCAUGGCAGCUACUCGGCAAGCAGGUUGGCCGAGACAAAGAGGCUUUCCGAAAAUCAGAUAUCUUGUACAAGUUCUUUGGCGCGGAGGAUGAUCCGCACUGA